Molecule: messenger RNA, 1158 nt
Organism: Exophiala spinifera
Lineage: Eukaryota; Fungi; Ascomycota; Eurotiomycetes; Chaetothyriales; Herpotrichiellaceae
Exons: 1
Coding region: 1-1158 (385 amino acids)
Source: RefSeq, a predicted model, not a curated record
AUGCUAGUCAACACUCUUCUCAAGGCUGUCGCAGCCUCUCUCACCCUGUCGAGCGCACCCGCCCUUGCUGCGCAAGACAUCGACCAAGCCAAGGUCCAGAAGUACAAGGCCCUUUUCGCUGAACAACAAGACUAUGGCCAUGUCCCUUCUGGCACCACCACCGACACACCCACCAAGACAUUCGAUCUAGCUGUGUUUGGAAGCCCUUUCAAAUGGGCCGAUGUUGUCUACGGCGCAUGGCCGUUGUCUCGCUGUCCGGCGUCUUGUCAGGCGUGCCCGGCCGGUUGUAAUCCGGCCUGCUGCGUACGACGCCCUAAGCCAUGGCCACCGGAAGCACCGGGCAACUCUUCUUCUUCUUCUUCUUCUUCUUCUUCAUCAUCAGGAAACCCUAGCACGAGUCCGACGUCAACUCCAACACCAACACCCAGUCCAAAAUCACCACUCACUUGCCCAUGCAGAUGUGGUUCUGACUGUCCUCCUGCAGUCCAAGCCGUGUGCUGUUCGACGCCAGGCUCCAACGACGAUGACAACGACGACGACGACAGUGACCCACCAGAACCGCACAAGUUUGGUCCCCUCAUCUGCCCGUGUCACUGCGAAGCGAGCUGUCCGGCAUGGAUCCAGGCCAUCUGCUGCGACACGCCCGGGUCUGGAACAGCGGCACCUUCGGACGCUGGUGACGCUGGCAGUGACUCGCAGCUGGGCCUUGUGAUGCAGAACGCAGCAGGUGAACCCGUGGCCGUUCUCGCGACGACCAACCUCACCGUCGAGCAGAGUUUCGUCACGACAGACCUGGUGCGCGGAUUGGGACGCAUCGGCGAGCUGAAAUACGACGAUCACAGCGGAGGUUUCCAAAUCGUCCUCGACGUGAUCGUUGGGUCCGAGAAGGAUGCGGGGGAGAAGGAUGGCGCCGGCGGUGGUGGUGGUGGUGGUGUCACUGCACUCGAGCAGAGUUUCCAGGUGAUUGACGGGUCGAGACUGGUGGAGCAAGAGCAGAUCCUGCUGGGGCUCAAGUUCAUGGCCAGGAUCGACGACGGGUUGAACGUCAACAAGGCGUACCUGACUGGUUUGCAAGAGGGGCUGCGCAUCGAGACGGGGGAGAGGCCGAGUCGGCAAAAGCCAACCCCAAAGAAAAGCAAUGGUCGAGAUGAGUUGUGA